Molecule: messenger RNA, 228 nt
Organism: Dracunculus medinensis (Guinea worm)
Lineage: Eukaryota; Metazoa; Nematoda; Chromadorea; Rhabditida; Dracunculidae
Source: the annotation of a GenBank genome assembly
AUGCACCCUAAUCAAGCUGGAUUCAGACCGGAGCACGAUUGUGCUGACCAGAUAUUCACGUUAAGAAGGGUGUUAGAAGAUCGCUUCAGAUAUUUGCAACCCACUGUCACGUGUUCCAUAGACUUUGCGACUGCCUUUGAUUCAAUUGAUAGAGCGGCGCUUUGGAGAAUGAUGGAACGCGACGGUAUUCAAGAGAAGAUCAUUCGAACUCAUAAAGGCAUUUUAUGA